AGAGAGAGACAGAGAGAGAGAGAGAGAGACAGAGAGAGAGAGAGAGAGAGAGAGAGAGAUAUAGAGAGUGCGAUGAAGAGAGAGUGGGAGAGAGCAAAAGAGAGAGACAGAGAGAAAGAGGCGGAGAGAGCAUGAGAGAGAAGAGACUGGGAGACAGAGGCAAAGAGAGAGUGAGAGAGAGAGAAAGAAAGAAAAAGAAAUAGAGCGAGAGAGAGAGAAAGAGCAGGGAGAGAGCUAGAGAAGGGAGAGAGCGAGAGAAAGAGAAGGGAGAGAGAAAGAGUGGGGAGAGAGUGAGAGCGAGAGCGAGUGAGACGCUGACACUGAGAGAGACGCACCCUGUAAAAGAGGCAGAGUCAACAGCUACAGCAACAGAGCUCCCGUUCUCUCUCACACACAGACAGAGAACCAGACCCAUUCCAGGGGAGACGGUGAGCACACACCCCCACUGAGGAGCACCGUCUCUUGGGAGGAGAUCCCACACCCCGCCCCUCCUCCGUCUGUGUGUUUUUGCAAAAAAACUGGAAGAGAGACAUAGAAGAGAGUGAAGGAAGGAGGGAUGAGUGGCUUGUUUGCCACAGCUGCUGAUGCUAGAGGCUGAGAUCGAGGGACGCUGACGAAGAGAGAGAGAAAAAGGGAUCUGAAGACCAGAGGAUUGGAGGAGAGGAAGACUGGCACGUGUAGAGCUUCUCAAACAUAUGGACAGAGACAAGAGAGGGACAGUGUCGGGGAACACACACACACACACAUCACACGCACAAACAUCACACACACACAGGCACCGAUGAGGAGGGAACAGGGACCACGCUUCAGUCCUGGGUGUGUGGUAAACUGACCCGGCCUGUGAUAGGCUAGGAGUCAGCACUGACCCAGCCUGUGAUAGGCUAGGAGUCAGAUCAGGACCACCAGGGCCAUGACUGGCUCCCCGGGCAUCAGUGGGCAGUCCCUGUCACCAUGGCGGUGGCUGAGUCGCUGGGGGCCGGGCCUGCUGCUGGUUACCAUGACAACCCUACUGCCAGGUUGUUGCCAGGCAUGCCCUCCACGGUGCGAGUGCUCGGCCCAAAUCCGGUCCGUCUUGUGCCAGCGGCGGCGGCUCACCGGCAUCCCAGAGGGCAUCCCCACAGAAACUCGCCUCCUGGACCUCAGCCGGAACCGUCUCCGCUGGGUGGAGAUGGGUGACCUGGCGCCGUAUCCGCACCUUGAAGAAGUGGACCUGAGUGAGAACCUCAUUGCCACACUGGAGCCCAACGCGUUCGCCAACCUGCAGAGCCUCCGGGUGUUACGGCUGAGGGCGAACCAGUUGAAACUUGUACCCAUGGGGGCCUUCGCCAAGCUGGUCAACCUGACCACACUGGACCUGAGUGAGAACAAGCUGGUGAUUCUGUUGGACUACACCUUCCAGGACCUGAGGAGUCUAAGACACCUGGAGGUGGGAGACAAUGACCUGGUCUACAUCUCUCAUGAGGCCUUCUCUGGCCUGCUAGGGGUGGAGGAUCUGACCAUUGAACGUUGCAACCUGACUUCCAUCUCUGGCCAGACGCUGUCCUACCUACGCAGCCUGGUCACUUUGCGACUACGCCAGCUCAGCAUCCCCGUCCUGGAGGACCAUAACUUCCGUAAGCUGGCCAACCUCCGGGGGCUGGAGAUCGACAACUGGCCUUACCUGGAAUACAUCUCCCCCCUGAGCUUCCAGGGUCUGGACCUGUACUGGCUGUCCAUCACCAACAGCAACAUCACCUCCGUCCCCUCGUCCUCCUUCAGAAACCUGAUCCACCUCACCCAUCUCAACCUGUCCUACAACCCCAUCACCACCCUGGAGCCUUGGGCCUUCAGGGACCUGCUGAGGCUCAAAGAGCUGAUCAUGGUGAACACGGGCCUGGCUACGGUGGAGCCCCACUCCCUGGGAGGCCUCAGACAGAUCCGGGUCCUCAACUUCUCCUCCAAUGACCUCCAGACUCUGGAGGAGGGAUCGUUCCACUCUGUCAACAGCCUGGAGACGCUGCGGGUGGAUGGGAACCCACUGCUGUGUGACUGCCGUUUGUUGUGGAUCCUGCAGAGACGCAAGACCCUCAACUUUGACGGCAGGGUGCCUGUGUGCGCUGGGCCGGUGGAGGUGCAGGGGAACAGCCUCAGCACCUUCACCGACUCAGCGCUCUUUGAUCACUUCACCUGCCAGAAGCCCAAGAUACGAAACCGCAAGCUUCAACAGGUGACAGCUCGUGAGGGCCAGCCAGUGAGUUUCCUCUGCAGUGCCGUGGGAGAGCCCGCCCCCAACAUCAUGUGGAUCUCCCCUCAGCGCCGACUAAUCACAGCCAAGAGCAAUGGUCGCAUCACCGUCCUCCCAGGAGGGACGUUGGAGAUCCGCUAUGCUCAGGUCACCGACAGCGGCACCUACAUGUGCAUCGCCAGCAAUGCCGGGGGUAAUGACACUUACUUUGCGAUGCUCACGGUUCGGGGCGCGCCGCUGGAUGCCUCGUCGGCCUUCUUCGCCAACCGCUCGAUGUAUGGCGGCGAGUUCUUCAACGACACAAACCUGAAUAGCACUCGCGUCUUCCUCAAGUUCACCCUGGACCUGACCACCAUACUGGUCUCCACAGCGAUGGGCUGCAUCACCUUCCUGGGCGUGGUGCUUUUCUGUUUCUUGUUGUUGUUUGCAUGGAGCCGGGGGCGGGGCCAGCGUAAGAACAACUUCACCGUCGAGACCCCUUUCCGGAAGGCCGAGGGACCGGCGGCGGUGGGUGGCGCCGGAGGUGCCCGGAAAUUCAACAUGAAGAUGAUAUGAUACCAUGCAGCCAGGGGUCACUCGGGGGCAUAAGCACAUCCUGGAAACGGGUUUAACAAGACACACACAGCGCUGAAUCGCAGAGUAAAGAAAGAAAGAAAAAUAAAAUGCAUACAGUAUUCACACAUGGCUGGUAUUCACCAGGACCAGAUUCGGUUUGAGUGGAAAAACAUGAUGACCUUUGACCUCACGGCCUCCUACUGGUUUUACUCAGCUCGUGGUACAACGUUCCGUUUAUAUUUCGAACAAAUAUAACAUUGUCAUUGACCAGGUUCCCAUCCAACCCGUUUAUACGAGUAAAGUACAUGUCGGAUAAAAUACGUCAUACCAGGCCUGGAAACAUUUGUUGGUUUCAAACUUUCCAAAUGUCGACAAAGAUAAAUAAAUACGCGAUGACAUGAUGUGUGGUCCUCCCAGUACUACUCGUCAGGAAAGAACGCAGUUUAUUAGGCUACAGAUUCAAUUCAUUAUAAAUGAUGAUGAACUUCACAGGGUGGUGAAAGUACAAGGUGAUGAGCUUGAUACUCCUUUCCAUUAAAUAUUGAGGGUCUUAUUCUGGUCACAUGAUGAUCGAUGCUUGGCUGCUGUUUGACAAAUACAAAUAAUCUCACUCUUUCGUCCAUAAUAAUCUCAUCAUGUAGGCUAUACCCACAUUGUAUCUGCGAGCUGUUGGCUAGACAGCAAGAACCAAUUGACGCUAUAUAACGCAAAUUUUUCAGGAUGAGAAAACCAUCAUUAGAGUUACAAAUGCGAUGGAAAACAUGGGAAUUUAACUGCAAACGUUGUUUUUAUGUGCGCUACUUCAUCACGCACAGCUUUUUAUCCUCAACAAGUACAUUUGAUGGAAACACCUGGUGAGAAAAUGCACAUAUUGUUUUUAUGCAGAUCUUAGAAUAUUCGCUUGAAAAUCUGUCGCCAAUUGGAUGUAAACCUAGCUACUGAGCUUGAUAAGGGGAGGUCAACUAGAUCACUAAAGGUGUAUUUUGGAGAGAAAAAAUAUAACAUUACCAUUUAGCUUGAUAAGAAUUAUAGAAGUUAAGAAUUUCGUGUGAUCUCUUAUUGGGUGAUUACUGUGCUGUGGAAUGAUCAUAGUUAUGCGUCUCUCCCAGAACGUGGAAAGGACUUCCUGGAAGCUAUGCACUUGUAGUGGUCAUUGCACACAGGGCAUAGUUCUGACUAGGGGGAGUACAGCCAUGAUGGUUAGUUAUGGUUAGAUAAAGUUAGUCUAAGUUAUGGUUAGAUAAAACGCUCUCCUAAUCUGCUAUAAAAAGUUAUUUCUGGUUGUAUCUGUAGGCCCAUUCAUCAUAGCCCAUGGAGAGACACGGCUAUCAACUAAUCACAGAAUUUCUUGUCUUGCUUUCUUAAAUUCUGCCUUUCUGAGAAAUAUUGCAAUAGCAUGUAAGUAUUGCAAUUUAGAGUAUCUUGUAUAGUAAUAAGAUUACAAUAUUGAAUAAAAACAAGCCAUUUUUGUAAGACAUUUGGGAUAUGAUUUCAAUUGUCACAUUUAUAAGACACCAUCAAGGCCCCUCCAGAUAAACACAUGAAACCUAUUUCAAUCAUUUGACCUAAUAACAUUUAUGGGGGAAAAAAUAUCAGAAGACACUUUGGCCGAUCUGUUUUUGAAUACCACAUCAUAUACACAUCAAAAUAAAGUAUAUUCUGAAAAUUUAAA
This is a messenger RNA of Oncorhynchus nerka (sockeye salmon), 4451 nucleotides long. RefSeq names its product leucine-rich repeat and immunoglobulin-like domain-containing nogo receptor-interacting protein 3. Gene Ontology annotation, cellular component: extracellular matrix. Gene Ontology annotation, molecular function: protein binding. Lineage: Eukaryota; Metazoa; Chordata; Actinopteri; Salmoniformes; Salmonidae. The record is from RefSeq and is a predicted model, not a curated record. Bases 911 to 2779 code for a protein of 622 amino acids. The transcript has 4 exons.